Messenger RNA from Moneuplotes crassus, 564 nucleotides. The record is from the annotation of a GenBank genome assembly. NCBI's taxonomy places the organism in Eukaryota, Ciliophora, Spirotrichea, Euplotida, Euplotidae.
UAUUACUUUGAAUCACAGCAAGUAUGAUCACCCCAAGAAUUAAGAAGGAAACAGAAAGACUCUCCACCGACCCAAUUGUCGGAAUUUACGCCACUCCAGAUGAGACCAACUUCAGACACUUCCAUGUGCAGAUCUCGGGUCCCGCAGAUACUCCCUACAAUGGAGGACUGUUCAAGGCCGAGCUGUUCUUGCCAGACGAGUACCCAAUGGUGCCUCCAAAGGUGUUGUUCAGGACCAAAAUCUUCCACCCCAAUAUUGACAAGCUAGGCAGAAUUUGCUUGGAUAUCCUGAAGAAGAACUGGUCCCCAGCCUUGCAGAUCAGAGCCGUCUUGGUCUCCAUCCAGAGUUUGUUGAGUGACGCUAACCUUGACGACCCACUCGACGAAGAAGUCGCCGAGUUGUUCAAAACCGACCCAGAAGCCGCUGAAGAGAAAGCAAGACAAUGGACUCUCGACUACGCCAACGAAUAAGAGGCAGGAUCGGAAAGAAUUUGCGAAUAACAUUCUUGAAUAAAUCGUUCCAUCGGGUUGGGUCUGGGAACUUGGGGUCUACUUCAAAGCAGAA